CGGCUCAGCAGCAGAUGCAGCAGUAGCGGGACUAUUCUGCGUGGGCGUCAUCAACACUCAGUCUAUGGGUCUCGGGGGCGGGUUCCUCAUGACCUACUACGAUCCGGUCGACAGGAAAGCCUACUCUCUGAACGCCAGGGAGAGCGCACCCUCGGAAGCUUAUGAGGACAUGUAUGGUGGGAACGGGGAAUUGGCGCAGAAAGGAGGGCUUGCCGUGGCUGUCCCUGGAGAGCUCCGGGGAUACCGUGAAUUGUACGAGAGAUUUGGUGGAAAGUUGCCGUGGGCUGAGCUCCUGGAACCCACCAUCAAGCUCUGUGAAGAAGGGCAUUUUGUCAACUGGCAUAUGGCACGUGCUCUGAAGUUUAACGCAGAGGAUAUCAAGAAGGAACCAAGCAUGAGCGUAUUUAUUAACCCGGAGACAGGCGAUGUGUACAAGGAGGGGGACACACUGAAGAGGCCCCAGCUUGCAAAGACCCUGAGAGACCUGCAGGAGGAUCCCGAUGCCCUAUAUAGUGGUCAGUUGGCAGCUAAGCUCGCUCAGGAUAUCCAGAGCUUUGGGGGCAUUGUUACUGAGGAGGACCUCAGGAUGUACAAACCCGUGUGGAAGGAAGCCAUGAACAUCACGCUGCAGCAUGGCCAGAUGAGCAUGUUCUCUGUGCCUCCCCCUGGUUCAGGUCUCAUUCUGGGUUUCAUUCUUAACAUCCUGGAUGAGUAUGAACUUACCCCAGAGAGCAUUGAUGACUCCAAUAUUGUCCUGACAACCCAUCGCAUCACAGAAGCCAUGAAGUGGGCCUACGCAAAGAGGACUGAGCUCGGAGAUGCAGAUUUUGUAGAUAUGACUGAGCUCGCCAAAAACCUGACCUCAGACGACUACGCAGCAUACAUUCACAGCCAGAUCACUGACGACCGCACAUUCCAAGACCCUGAGCACUACGGAGCUGUCACAGUCGAUCCAGAUGAUCAUGGAACUGCGCAUUUCUCUUUGCUUGCCCCCAAUGGUGAUGCUGUCUCAGUUACUAGCACAGUCAACUUGUACUUUGGUGCAGGAAUCCGCUCUGUCCAAACCGGCAUAGUCCUCAAUGAUGAAAUGGACGACUUCUCGGCCCCAAACAUCACCAAUUACUUUGGAAUUCCUCCUUCGCCUGCCAACUUCAUUAGGCCAGGCAAGCGGCCACUGUCAUCCAUGUGUCCAGCAGUGUUCGUCGACUCAAUGGGCGACGUGCGUUUGAUCAUAGGUGCCGCGGGGGGAACCAAGAUUUCCUCUGGCGUGGCCUGGGCAUCUCUUCGUAACCUUUGGCUUGGGGAUAACGUCAAGGAAGCUGUAGAUGCUCGCCUCCACCACCAGCUCUUCCCCAUGAAAUUCAGCUACGAGCAAGGAAUCCUGCCGAAAAUCGUUGAAGGCCUCACAGCCAUUGGACACAUAACAGAAGAGUUUGGUGUCGGAGGAUCUGUGAUUUGUGCCAUUGCAAGGGGAAACGAUGGGAAAAUUUAUGCCAACUCUGAUUUUAGAAAAGCAGGCGAAGUAGAUGGGUUUUAAAUUUACAAAUUUUUAAUUAAAAACAACAAUAAGAAAACACAAUUUUUAGCUGUAGAACUAUUGCAAAAAUGUUAUAUAUAGUAGUAAAAUCCUUCAGUUUUUAGCUGUUUUAAAGGUUUCUUAGAUUUUUCAUGUGUUUUUACUUAAUUGUUUCAAUUUUAAAUAGAAUUCUCUCAUCAGUGUUUUUUUUUUUUUCCCAAGAUAUCAUAUAUUUUAGCUUACUUUUAUUUAAAUAUAAAAUUGUUGCUCAGUAUAUUCUAUGUCAAUUUUCUGUAUAGAAUAAUAUUAUAUUGCAAUACUUGAACAGAUAUUAACAGGUGAUUUUAUUGAUAGAAUAUGCUUGUGUUAUUUUAAGUGCUGAUUGAAUUUGGUUUUAUAUGCGGUAGAUGCAGAUAUUUAUAUUAGUAGUACAAAAAUACCUACACCUUCUUAUACAUUCUUCAAGCAUUUAAAAGACUUGACAGAUUGGCAAAUAUUGAAGUAUGUGCAGGUUCAUAGAUUAUGCAUUUUAGGCAUUCAUGCAACCUGCUUACUUGCAUUUAUUUUGGACUUUUUUUUUUGCACAGGUCAUUUCAUACGGAACGCACAGGCAUUGUUAUGUAUGAGAGCGCAUGUACAUGUGUGCACAAACACGCUCACACACCCACACACACACACACACACACACACACACACACACA
Messenger RNA from Penaeus indicus, 2217 nucleotides. Its product is annotated as scoloptoxin SSD14-like. Gene Ontology annotation, biological process: glutathione catabolic process. Gene Ontology annotation, molecular function: glutathione gamma-glutamate hydrolase. Lineage: Eukaryota; Metazoa; Arthropoda; Malacostraca; Decapoda; Penaeidae. Gene Ontology annotation, cellular component: plasma membrane. The record is from RefSeq and is a predicted model, not a curated record.